UCAAGCAGAUCUAUCAGCGCUGAUCAACAAUGACUACCGAAGAUACCGAUAUGAUUCAGUCGAAUCCAGCCGAUGAAAUGAAGCAGAAGGCGCUGGAUCGCUACAAAGAGACGCUGUUGAAGCAUAGGGAACAAGAAGCAAGAGUCCGUGAAAUGAGGAAGAACCUCCGAGAGCUCAAUAAGACCUACGACAAGACGGAAGAGGAUCUCAAGGCUCUUCAGAGUGUUGGUCAGAUCAUCGGUGAGCUAUUGAGACAGCUGGAUGAUGAGAGGUACAUCGUGAAGGCGAGCAGCGGGCCCAGAUACGUUGUUGGUUGUCGUAACAAGGUCAGUCGGGACCAGUUGAAGCCUGGAACCAGGGUUACAUUGGAUAUGACCACUUUGACAAUCAUGAGAAUCCUCCCUCGCGAAGUUGAUCCUCUUGUUUAUCAUAUGGCCGCCGAAGAUCCCGGCAAGGUCAGCUACUCCGACAUUGGAGGGCUGGGUGACCAGAUCCGUCAGAUUCGCGAGGUGAUUGAGUUGCCUCUUAUCAACCCGGACCUCUUCGUUCGCGUCGGUAUCAAACCUCCCAAGGGUGUCCUGCUAUAUGGCCCGCCUGGAACUGGAAAGACGCUAUUGGCUCGUGCGAUAGCCUGUAACAUAGAAGCUUCUUUCUUGAAGGUUGUCUCUUCCGCCAUUGUGGACAAGUACAUCGGAGAGAGCGCGCGUCUCAUUCGUGAGAUGUUUGGAUAUGCUAAAGAGCGACAGCCGUGCGUGAUUUUCAUGGACGAGAUUGAUGCCAUUGGGGGAAGACGCUUCUCAGAAGGAACUUCUGCAGAUCGUGAAAUUCAGAGAACUUUGAUGGAGCUUUUGAAUCAGCUGGAUGGAUUUGAUGUUUUGAACAAAGUGAAAAUUAUCAUGGCGACGAAUCGUCCUGAUGUUCUGGAUCCUGCUCUUCUCAGGCCUGGCCGCCUUGAUCGCAAGGUCGAGAUUUCCCUCCCUAACGAACAGGGAAGGCUUGAAGUCCUCAAAAUCCAUGCUGCUCCCAUCACUAAACACGGCGACAUUGAUUACGAAGCAGUGUGCAAGUUGGCAGAUGGGUUCAAUGCUGCAGAUUUGAGGAAUGUCUGUACCGAAGCGGGCAUGUUCGCUAUCCGAGCGGAGAGAGACUACACAAUCGAGGAAGACUUCAUGAAGGCUGUGCGCAAGAUGGCAGAUUCGAAGAAGCUUGAGGGAACACUCGAAUACAAAUCAGUGUAAAUUAGGGCAGCAACUCAUGAGUGAAAGAAGUCUCGACC
Messenger RNA from Guillardia theta CCMP2712, 1276 nucleotides. Its product is annotated as 26S proteasome regulatory complex, ATPase RPT4. The coding region runs from base 30 to 1238 and encodes 402 amino acids. Gene Ontology annotation, biological process: positive regulation of RNA polymerase II transcription preinitiation complex assembly. Lineage: Eukaryota; Cryptophyceae; Pyrenomonadales; Geminigeraceae. The transcript is spliced from 13 exons. Gene Ontology annotation, molecular function: proteasome-activating activity; ATP binding; ATP hydrolysis activity. The record is from RefSeq and is a predicted model, not a curated record. Gene Ontology annotation, cellular component: proteasome regulatory particle, base subcomplex; cytosolic proteasome complex.